AUGGCGCUUCUUGUCGCCAGACGCCGACAAAGGUUCAUUUCAAACCCAACUCUGAUUCGCUUUUUCUCUAAUUCCGCAUCGGACCCACCUCCCAAAGCAUCCGUUGAAAAUCCAUCCCAGUCACCCUCUUCUCCGUCUCCGUCUCCGUCUCCGUCGGACUUCUCGUACUCUUCUCCCUUCACCGACAUCAAGACCACUCUGAAGCAGAAAUUACAGCAACAGCAGGAACAAGGAAGAAAACCAUUCGUCAGAUCCGAUGCCCAAACUCAGAAUCCUGGAUCGACUAGAUUCUCCGAUAACCAUUCACGCGGGGAUUUGGGAAUCAACCUCGCCAAGUUUCAGCGGAGACCCACCGUCCCACCUUCGAGGGAUUCAGGAGGCGUACGGCCAUCACAGUCUCGGCCGCAGAUUUCAUUCGAGGAACUCUAUAAGCAGAAGGUCGUACCAAACUCAGCGGAUCCCAGGAAUCGGAAAGGCCAGGAUUUCAAUACGAGUAAAUUAUCGGAAAAAUUAAGUUUUUUGAAGUCGCAGUCCAACAUGGAGUCGAUGACAGGAGUGUCUUUGCGAAGUUUCAAGGGCACUUUGAAGUCGAUAUCCAAUGAAAACGUUCGUUCGAAUCUGUUCGGAGGAGGAGAAGCUUUGCCAAUGUCCGUGUUCGGGAAAGAAAUGGGUGAGAGGAAAGGCAGGGAAGGUGAAACAGAGGAGAUGAUGACGGAGUUCCUUAAGAUUUAUGGAGAAGAUGAAUUGGGUGAGAAGCUAAGGAUGCUUAGGCCUGAGGGAAAUAAAGAACAAGGAUGGUUCUCAUUGCAGGAGUUAAAUCAGAGGUUGGUUAAGCUAAGGCAAGUGGAAGAGAAAGAUGUCCAAAAUCAGCGUGUGAACAUUUCCGUACUCAAAAAUGUUAUGGAAACUUUUCAGAAUGACGCAGCCCAAAAGGAAGCCAUUUUCCAGCAGAACUCCGACAUUAGAGGCCUUUUGGGUGGUACCCCUGAAUACAAGCAUUAUCCUCCAAAAGAGGAUCUAGUUGAAGCUUACUUCCACACAGAUAAUCUGUCCUCUACGGAUAAGAUGAAAAUUGAGCUCACGAAAGUCAGGGAAGAGUAUAAGAUGUCGGAGUCAGAUUGUGGUUCUGCACGCGUGCAAGUGGCGCAGCUCACUACUAAAAUCAAGCAUCUGUCCUCUGCUCUGCACAAGAAGGACAAGCAUUCGCGGAAGGGACUUAUAGCAAUGGUGCAGAAACGGAAGAAGCUGUUGAAAUAUCUUAGACGAACUGACUGGGAUUCUUACUGCCUUGUUCUGUCAAAACUCAGGCUUCGUGACAACCCAGAUCACAAGUUAUAAGCUUUAUAUGCGCUAGAGACUCCAUGGCUCUAUUACCACACUCUUUUGGUUCGGGCAACGCGCUGUUGUGAGUGAGACUUAGCUGUUCAAACCCUGUUAGGCAUUAUACUCUCUAGGGAAGAAAGUUGCUCUACGCUAUUUUGUUCUUACUCCACAUUGUUUCGCUUUGAGCUCUUCAAUCAAAUCAUGCAUUUGCUGCUACGAAAUGAAGUAGUGGAUCUCUUUUUAUUAAUGUUUAAUAAUAUUCCCUUUCACAUUUGAGUUGUGAUAAUAAAGUCAUUUACGAAUAA
This is a messenger RNA of Eutrema salsugineum, 1628 nucleotides long. RefSeq lists its product as uncharacterized. Gene Ontology annotation, cellular component: ribosome. Gene Ontology annotation, biological process: translation. Gene Ontology annotation, molecular function: structural constituent of ribosome. The record is from RefSeq and is a predicted model, not a curated record. NCBI's taxonomy places the organism in Eukaryota, Viridiplantae, Streptophyta, Magnoliopsida, Brassicales, Brassicaceae. The transcript has 5 exons. The coding region runs from base 1 to 1338 and encodes 445 amino acids.